AGCUUCUGCGGGAAAAUAAGAGAAUGUUGGACAAAUCGAUUAGAGAAAUAGAGCGGGAGAGACAAGGCUUGCAAUCACAAGAAAAGAAACUGAUUUUAGAGAUAAAGAAGAGCGCCAAACAAGGCCAGAUGGGAGCUGUUAGAGUGAUGGCAAAGGAUCUUGUUAGAACAAGGCAUCAGAUUGAAAAGUUUUAUAAGCUUAAAUCACAGCUCCAGGGUGUAUCGCUCAGAAUUCAGACUUUGAAAUCAACACAAGCAAUGGGGGACGCCAUGAAAGGUGUGACAAAAGCAAUGGGACAGAUGAAUAGGCAGAUGAACUUGCCAUCUCUGCAGAAAAUCAUGCAAGAAUUUGAGAGACAGAAUGAGAGGAUGGAACUGACGACUGAGGUGAUGGGAGAUGCAAUAGAUGAUGCUUUGGAAGGAGAUGAGGAAGAGGAAGAAACAGAAGAACUUGUGAACCAGGUUCUAGAUGAGAUUGGAAUCGAUGUAAACCAAGAGCUUGUAAAUGCACCAUCAGAAGCCAUUGCUGCCCCAGCGGCAAAGGCAAAGGUGCCUCAAGUCGAAACAACUGGAAAUGAUGAUGGCGGGAUAGAUAGUGAUUUACAGGCAAGGUUAGACAAUUUAAGAAGAAUGUAAUCUUCAUCCUGUAUCUUGUACACUCCACCUUUACUUGGAGAGGUGUAGCAUAUUUGUACCAUGGUAUAUAAUUGAUAAGUUGUGCAAGACUCUGAUGAACUCGGGAUUAUGAACGAAAUGGAUAUUUUUCUUAAGGAAAUUUCCUCGUCAUUUUGCUUAUCCAA
Molecule: messenger RNA, 799 nt
Organism: Neltuma alba
Lineage: Eukaryota; Viridiplantae; Streptophyta; Magnoliopsida; Fabales; Fabaceae
Product: vacuolar protein sorting-associated protein 2 homolog 1
Exons: 4
Coding region: 24-635 (203 amino acids)
Biological process (GO): vacuolar transport
Source: RefSeq, a predicted model, not a curated record